UAAGACUAAAACCUGCAAGGGGGCAGGUAGAACAGCUGCUAGGGAAUGAUCACAGACAGCAAUACCAAUGGCCAAAGGCAGAAACUGCUCCAGAGAAACAAAGCUCCUGCAGCCAGGUUGCAGCACUGAGAACGGAAUCUCCUGGAUCCAUCUACUUUGCAGACACAAAAACAGUUGGCCAGGCCAUGGCUUGCUGGAAGGAAAUACGAAGCAGCAGCUGGAUUUAUCCUACCCUGGUCCUUUGCAUUUAUGGAUUUUUCUCCAUGAUGAGGCCAUCAGAACCUUUCCUCACCCCUUAUCUAACAGGACCAGAUAAAAACCUGACUAUCGAUGAGGUUACAAACCAGGUUUUCCCAGUUUGGACAUACUCCUAUCUGGUGCUGCUGUUUCCUGUUUUCUUGAUUACAGACUAUCUGCGCUAUAAGCCCAUCAUUAUUCUACAAGGCCUUAGCUUCAUUAUUACGUGGCUGAUGCUUUUAUUUUUCCAAGGAGUGCUAGCCAUGCAGUGGAUGGAGUUUUUUUAUGGGAUGGUAACAGCCACUGAAGUUGCCUAUUACGCCUACAUUUACAGCGUUGUCAGUGCUGACCAUUAUCAAAAAGUGACUAGUUAUUGCAGAAGCAUCACGCUUGUUUCAACCACAGUUGCAGCGGUGUUGGGGCAACUUUUAGUAUCUUUGGCAGAGCUAUCCUAUUUUUAUCUAAAUGCCAUUAGUUUGGCUUCUCUGUCCUUGGCCUUCCUAGCCUCAUUUUUUCUACCAAUGCCAAAAAAAAGUAUGUUCUUUCACAAAAAUCAUAUCCCUGAAACUCCCCAAGGAACAAUGGGACAAGACACAAUGUCAAAUGCACCCGGCAUUAACGAACAGCCAAGUUGCCAAGAGGACAAAGACCCUGAGAAAUCAUCUGUCAUUUCCAGGACAUUGCCUGAAUGCCAGUCUGACAAGCACCAGUGUCAUAUGCUUGUGCAGUUAUGCAAGGAUUUAAAGGAAUGCUAUUGCACUAAGAAGCUUCUUUACUGGUCCCUAUGGUGGGCUUUAGCCACUGCAGGCUAUAACCAGAUUGUGAAUUACAUCCAGGUGUUAUGGGACGACAGAGCACCCUCUCAGAAUUAUGACAUUUAUAAUGGGGCUGUUGAGGCAGCAGCAACAUUUCUGAGUUCAGUAACCUCCAUGGCAGUAGGAUAUGUGAAAAUUAACUGGGAUCUUUCAGGAGAGCUAGCACUGGGAAUCUUCUCUGCACUGGAUGCUGGUUCUCUAUUUCUCAUGCAUUUUACUACCAACAUCUGGGCAUGCUAUGCUAGCUAUCUAGUUUUCAAGUCAUGUUAUAUGCUACUCAUAACAAUAUCAACGUUUCAGAUCGCUGUCAAUCUAAGCAUGGAACGCUACGCUUUGAUGUUUGGAUUCAACAACUUUGUUGCACUGGUGAUUCAGACCAUUAUAACUGUAGUCGUAGUUGAUUCAAGAGGUCUAGGAUUGAAGAUAGUCACCCAGUUCCUAAUUUAUGGCAGUUACUUUGCAGUCAUAGCUGGGAUUUUCUUGAUCAGAAGCAUUUACACAAUUGUCUCAAUCCAAUGCAAAAAGGAAACACGGAACUUCUCCAAUGGAUCUCGGAACAUUAAGGAACAAGAAUCAGAAACCAGAUUAUAACCAGCUAUGCAAACAUCUGUAGCUUUAAUGACUUAUCAAAAAUGCCCCU
Messenger RNA from Mauremys mutica (yellowpond turtle), 1692 nucleotides. It is a transcript of the gene SLC19A3, whose product is annotated as solute carrier family 19 member 3. Gene Ontology annotation, biological process: vitamin transport; transmembrane transport. The coding region runs from base 186 to 1643 and encodes 485 amino acids. The transcript is spliced from 7 exons. Gene Ontology annotation, cellular component: plasma membrane. Gene Ontology annotation, molecular function: thiamine transmembrane transporter activity. The record is from RefSeq and is a predicted model, not a curated record. NCBI's taxonomy places the organism in Eukaryota, Metazoa, Chordata, Testudines, Geoemydidae.